GAGUAGCUUUGCGCAGGAAUCAUCUGAACAUCUCCCCGAACCGCGGUUUUACUCACUAAGCAAAGAUGCAACAGUCGCAGCUGGACCCUUUACCCACUGACCUGCCCUUCCGACUCAUCUCCAAAACCAUUGGGCGAGGCGCUUAUGCAUCAAUCAAGAAGGCUGUCCCCCAGGACGCGCAAACGCCCGUCUUCGCCGUCAAGUUCAUCCACAAGGGCUAUGCCGUCAAGCAUGGCCGGGUGUCGGCAAAACAGCUGUUGAUGGAGGUAUCGCUUCACUCGCAUGUCGGCCAGCACCCGAACAUCAUCGAGUGGUUUGCUUCGGGAGAGGACACCAACUGGAGAUGGAUCGCCAUGGAGUUCGCCGAGGGAGGCGACCUCUUCGACAAGAUCGAGGCCGACGUCGGCGUGCACGAGAACAUCGCCCAUCUCUACUUCCUGCAGCUUAUCAGCGGCGUAAGCUUCAUCCACUCAAAGGGCGUGGCGCAUCGCGACCUGAAGCCUGAGAACAUAUUGCUGUCCGAGACAGGCAGUCUCAAACUCGCCGACUUUGGUAUGUCGACCAUGUUCGAGUACAAGGGUCAGCGGAAGACGAGCUCCACACUCUGCGGGAGCCCACCAUACAUCGCCCCCGAGAUUCUCGCUUGCGGCAAGGCGGAAAAGAAGUCUUUGCCAACCGCGAGCAAGUACUCGCCGGACCUCGUUGACAUCUGGUCAUGUGGUGUCAUUCUCUUCGUCUUGCUGGUGGGCAACACCCCCUGGGACGAACCGUCCAACGGCAGCUGGGAGUAUCAAGAGUACGUCCGGACGAACGGCCGCAGCACAGACGCCCUCUGGGGGAGGAUACCGCCGAAUGCCCUGUCGUUGCUACGCGGCAUGAUGAACAUUGACUCCAAGAAGCGCUUUUCAUUCCAACAAAUCCGUCAACACCCGUGGUACACCAGACCAAACCCGCACCUGACGUCCGACGGAAAGAUCUCUGACCCCCUCAACCUGGCCACGCAGAUGCUAGAGAGCCUCAAGAUCAACUUCAACCAGCAGCCGACGGCGUCCCAAAGCAAUCCGUCUAGCAGUGAUCCCAUGGAUAUCGACACCGUCGGUAAGGUCUCCUUUACACAACCCGAGACGCCCAUCAACGAUGUCGCAUGGGACUGGGAGCGCCCUGCCCUUAAGAUCAUGAACCCCAUCGCCGUCUCCUCGACGCAGCCCAUGUCCUGGAGCGUCAGUGGCGUCGCCAACAGACGAAUGUUCUUACAAUCACUCGCCGACGAGCCGUCCAUGAGCCAGUUCUCGCAGACCCCCGGCGUCCCCUUGACCCUGACCCAAGCGGCGCGCCGCUUCCGCGAUAUCGUACCGUCCGAGUCCCUCACGCGCUUCUUCUCACACGUGCCGCCGCAGCUCAUUGUGCAGAUGCUCAACGACGCGUUGCACCAGCUCAACGUCCCGCUGCCGCCCACAACGCCGAAUCUGAGUGCAGAGCACAUCGUCACGAUCAGGAUCAAGGCCCUCGAUGAGCGGCGGCAGUCGAUGCACGGCGAGAUUCACGUUGAUAAGCACAGGCUGCCGGAGGAGGAGGAGCUGUUGGAUAUCCGGUUCGUCAAGAUCAAGGGCGACCCGCUUGAGUGGCGUCGUUUCUUCAAGAAAAUUGUGGUGCUUUGCAAGGAUGGCGUGUAUGUGCCGGAAACAUGAUGAGAGAGUGGUUUUUCCGAAGGGCUUUGAAUAAAGUGAUGGAUGUGAAUGACGCUUACGCUGUAUAGAUGUAUGGAUAGGACUGUUAAUAAGGAAUGAACGAAGGAAAUCAAUACCCCG
This is a messenger RNA of Colletotrichum destructivum, 1808 nucleotides long. RefSeq names its product Putative serine/threonine-protein kinase, active. Bases 66 to 1688 code for a protein of 540 amino acids. Gene Ontology annotation, molecular function: protein serine/threonine kinase activity; ATP binding. Gene Ontology annotation, biological process: protein phosphorylation; intracellular signal transduction. Gene Ontology annotation, cellular component: cytoplasm. The transcript is spliced from 2 exons. The record is from RefSeq and is a predicted model, not a curated record. Lineage: Eukaryota; Fungi; Ascomycota; Sordariomycetes; Glomerellales; Glomerellaceae.